AUGUUGGAAUUUUAUUCGUAUAAUCACGGAAUGGACGUGGAUUAUGGAGACUGUGAUGUUUUUAAUCCUGGGCAGAGUAUUGUACGACCAAUCGCCUUUAAGCCGAUUAACACCAAUAAGACUACAGGCAAGCAAAUUAGUCCCCCUCAGCAAGGUAAUCGUAGAUUAUCCAAUCAGGAUGAGGCCAUCAGAUCACAAGAAUAUCACAUGACCAAUUCGAGACCAAGGAAUUUAUCGCGUGGAUCACAUCAUGGAAGCGAUAAAUCUGGCUCGGCAAGUUUUUCUAGCGAUUUAUCGCAAACUAUUGGCCGUCCAGAAUCUCUGCCUUCAUUGAAUCAUAGUCGUUUAUCAUCCAAUAACAACAUGGAGAGUUACCUGACAACACCAUCACCUAGCGACAGUGGUGUCGGGGAGUUGGAAUUGAUGCUAAGAGAAAAAGAUGCAGAACUCAACACUUUGCGCGAUGUGAUGGAUAAAAAUGAACGUGCAAUAUUUCAGGUGUACGAGGAAAAGAAAAAUGCGUGGUUGAAAGAAAUUCGUGAAAUGAAAGAGGAUUAUGAUCGUAAAUUAAAAAUUCAUCAACGUAAAUCGUACAAAACGGAACAAGUCUUGUCGUUACAAGUUUACAAGCUACAACAAGAAAAAGAAGAGCUCACUUCUAAUAUGAACAAAAUGGCGUGUGAGAAAGAGGUGCUGCGUCAACAAUGUGCCUCUUUCGAAGACGAAAUGAAAACACUAAGGUUGAAGCUAAACAAUAAAUCUACGACUUCAAGUCCGGAACGGUCGAGUGACGACAGUGUCAAUCAUUUACGACAGAAGGUCAAGGACUUAAGUGAGGAAGUUGCAGAGAAAAAUCGCGAAGUUAUGAUGUUGCGUUCACAUCUUCACGGCUCUGAAAACGAACUUCACAAGAAAAAUACAGAAUUGUCAAAUAAAUUCAAAGAAAUAGUUUGUAAAACUGAAGAAGUGAAAGCUCUUAAAAAUGAAUUAGGACGUCUGUCAGCCGGUGAACCAGGUUUCAGGGAAAUGGACACUCAGACAGACGAUACAGAUGGAGUUAUUCCCCUUGCCUUGUUAAAACCUUCUCUCUUAACAGAGAAGAACAAAGUCAUGAGCUCUUUACAAAAUGAGGUCGCUAAAGUGAAAGAACAAUUGGACGAUUCUCAUGGUACUUUUGAAAAAGAGCGGGAACAGUGGCUUGACGAGAAAAAUAAGGUGAUUCGCUAUCAGAAACAGUUACAACUGAACUAUGUGCAAAUGUAUCGUAAAAAUCGUAUGUUAGAAGCUGAGGUAGAGCAGUUGACUCUAGAACUGGAAAAUCGGGAUCUAAAAUUAAUGGCCCUGAAUGGUGGAGAGGAGUCCGUGUGCUAG
Molecule: messenger RNA, 1371 nt
Organism: Lottia gigantea (owl limpet)
Lineage: Eukaryota; Metazoa; Mollusca; Gastropoda; Lottiidae
Exons: 2
Coding region: 1-1371 (456 amino acids)
Source: RefSeq, a predicted model, not a curated record